AAGGUGGAAAACCCACAGCGAAUAGAAGAAUUCAGACCCAUCUCUCUUAUUGGGAUCAUGUAUAAGAUCAUCGCGAAGUUAUUAGCAAAUCAACUCCGAAAAGUGCUGGAUAGAAUUAUUGGGGAGCAGCAGAUGGCGUUCAUACAUUGUAGACAACUUGUGGAUGGCGCAGUAAUUGCAAGUGAGGUGAUUGAAGAGGCAAGGAGAAGGAAAAGGAAAAGCUUCGUGUUCAAAAUAGACUUUGAAAAGGCAUACGAUAAAGUAUGUUGGGAAUUCUUAGACUACAUGAUGCUGAGGAUGGGAUUCAAUGAUACAUGGAGGAAAUGGAUACAGGAGUGUCUUCAAUCAAGCAUGAUUUCAAUUCUUAUCAAUGGAAGCCCAACAAAGCAGUUCCCUGUCAGCAAAGGAUUAAGACAAGGUGAUCUGCUAUCCCCUUUUUUAUUUUUGAUUGUGGUGGAAGGGUUGAAUGGAUUAGUGUCAUCCGCAAUUGAGAAGGAAAUGUACAAGGGGGUGUUGAUUGGUGACGGUGAGGUGACGGUCACCCAUUUACAAUUUGCGGACGAUACAAUUUUUUUUGGGGAGGCAUCAGAAGACAAUAUAGGAGUGAUCAAAUGUAUCAUGAGGACUUUUGAGUUGGCCUCGGGUCUGAAAAUUAAUUAUGGGAAGAGUCAGAUAGUGGGGGUUGAAGCAGAGGAAGGAUGGAUUGAGAAAAUGGCGUAUAAGCUGUGUUGCAAGGUGGGAGAGUUCCCAAUGAAAUACCUGGGAAUUCCAAUUGGUGGGAACCAUAGAAAAUUAGCAAUGUGGCAGCCUUUGGUGGAUUCUUUCAAAAGGAAAUUAGCUAGCUGGAAAGGUCGGCAUCUCUCGCUUGCAGGUCGGGUCACGCUCAUUAACUCUGUGUUGUCUAGCUUGCUUGUGUUCCUGAUGUCAGUCUACCUUAUUCCAAAAGGUAUUCUCAAAUCUAUUGAUAAAAUUCAUAGAAGUUUCUUAUGGGGAAGGGAGGGAGUUGAGAAAAAAAUUAAUUGGGGAAAGUGGUGGGGGAGAUUAGCGACAAAUGGAGAAGGCUUAUGGAAGAAAGUUGUUGUUGGGAAAUAUGGGGGGGGAGGAGGACAUUGGCUUGAUCGGGUAAGAGAUGGGAGAAGGGUAGGUUCGAUAUGGUGGAGAGAUGUUCGGGCCCUUAAUAUGGGGGACGGGUUGAAUGUAGGGUGGUUGUCGAAGGGUUUUAGGAUUAAGGUAGGAGAAGGGAAAAGGGUAAGCUUCUGGUGGGAUGAGUGGUGCGGGGAAGGUUGCCUUGCUAAUAAGUUCCCUAGAUUGUAUUUAUUUUCAACAGGUAAAGAGAAGGAAUGCUAUCAAAUGGGUAACAAUCAAAGCGACACAUGGAAAUGGAACCUAUCAUGGAGAAGAAACCUAUUUCAAUGGGAAGAGGAGGAGGCAAAGGAACUCUACAAGAUGAUAGGGGAGGUGAAGAUCUACCCAAGAAGUCCAGAUGAAUAGGAAUGGAGGCAUAGUAAAGAUGGCCUAUACUC
Rubroshorea leprosula is the source of this 1523-nucleotide messenger RNA. NCBI's taxonomy places the organism in Eukaryota, Viridiplantae, Streptophyta, Magnoliopsida, Malvales, Dipterocarpaceae. The record is from the annotation of a GenBank genome assembly.